Molecule: messenger RNA, 363 nt
Organism: Eruca vesicaria subsp. sativa (arugula)
Lineage: Eukaryota; Viridiplantae; Streptophyta; Magnoliopsida; Brassicales; Brassicaceae
Source: the annotation of a GenBank genome assembly
AUUGCAGAGAACAAGAAGAAGAAAAAGAUGAGCUCGACGCCGUUAUCUUCAUCUCUCUUUCCAUCUUCUCUUUCAACCUUGUCGUCUCAUAACCAUGGUCGGAACCGGAACUACUGUGUCAGUCGGAAGCAACAGUGUCUCCGUGUUCGAGCUGCAAAACUUCCUGAGGGGGUGAUAGUGCCAAAAGUACAACCUAAAUCUCAACCAGCGUUUCUGGGAUUCACACAAACAGCUGAGAUAUGGAACUCUAGAGCUUGCAUGAUUGGUCUCAUUGGCACUUUCAUCGUCGAAUUGAUUCUGAACAAGGGAAUACUUGAGUUGAUCGGUGUAGAGAUUGGGAAAGGCCUUGAUCUUCCUCUGUAA